Messenger RNA from Salvia hispanica, 1495 nucleotides. RefSeq lists its product as uncharacterized. The record is from RefSeq and is a predicted model, not a curated record. NCBI's taxonomy places the organism in Eukaryota, Viridiplantae, Streptophyta, Magnoliopsida, Lamiales, Lamiaceae.
AAUCAUAAUGCUAUGAAACCAAACUUCCUGCUAUAUUUUUCACCAACUCAACGGCUUGCAUUCUUACGAUUCCACUCACUUAGAUGGGGAAACGCAUUCCCCUCCAAAAAGCUUCCAAUCGCGAACAAAAAUGGGAUAAAAUUUUCAACGCCUUGGUUAAACUCUCCCAGAAUCUGCAGAACGAGAGGCUGAUUCUUGAAGAACGAAUUAAAUACUUGCACGAAUUCAUUUAUAAGAUGAAAAUGGAGCAGAAAGUUAAUUCUUUCAAAGCAGAAUUAAAUCUCGGUUUCAAGGAAAGGGAAUCCAUCAUUUUUAAGCAUAGAUAUGAGAAUGCUGAGAAUGAGGCAGCUGACUUCAGAGAAUGGUGUGACUAUCUUGUGCACAAGUGUUCAGGGCCUAGUGGUGUAUCGAGCGAUAUUAGCAAUAAAGGUGGAAACUCGCUAAACAAGGUGGCACUUCAAGAUGAGGUGAGGAUGCUGAAAAAAGAACUUGAAAAAUCUAAAGUGGCGAAGAACUCUGAGAUUUCAGCUCUCUUGGCAGAGAAGGAGGUAUUGUGGAAUCAGUAUGAGCAAAUGGAGACCAGCCUCACUGAAAAAUUGAGAAAGGAGCGUGAUGAAGCUAAGAAAGCAAAUGAAAAGGCUCAGAUUCUUGUAAGCAAGGCCGAUGAGUUACAAAUAUCAAAUGAGAAGUUAAAGGCCAGUAUCACUACGAUGGAAUCUGAAUCAAUUAAAAAGAAUGAGGAAAUUGUCAAACUUAGGAAAGAAAUCGAAGCCUUAAAUUCCAGAUCAAGGUCAGCUUCAACGUUACUGCGUCCCUCUAAGGGUGAUGCUGUACCAUCUUCCAUGCGAGGCAAGAAAAGUAGCAUCACUCGUGGAAGCACUGGAAAAGGGAGGAAUGAAUCAGAUUCUUCACAAACCACUAAGAAGACGACUCGUACAAAGCCAGGUGCUCAUAAGUCAACUGGAGGAAAGGCACCUAGGAAGCGGUUGAUGUUUGAUACGCCUAUCUUUUCCACUUAAAGAUCGGCUUAGCAAACACCUGACAUUUAGCAAGUAUGUGUGUUUCUCUGUCACGUAAUCCGUUUCAACAUGACCAGAAUAUUCUACCAUAGUGAAGUCUAGCAAACCUCCUGGAGAACUGAUGGUUAAAUCUCUAACAUAAACUGAACAACUUAUGAAGGACUGAAACUUGAAUGUCGAAGUGAGUGGGAGUUUCGCCUGAGGUACAUUUUGGCGUGUCUUGAAUGCCCGUACGGCCUAUGGUCUCGCCACAUUCAGGCUGUGCGAUUCUCUUACAGAAAAUGAUGUUCGAAUCCAAAGCCUCCUUUCUUUUCUCAUGUCUCACUUGAAGGGAAGUGGUUUGCAGGGAGGUAGUUGUUGUUAAUUCCCAAAUUGAAGAAUUAAUCUUCUCCAAAGUACUUGUAUCUAGCAGCUGUCUGUAUAUAUAUUUUUACUGUGUAAUUACUUAAAUUUUCAUACUACAAUAGUGUCUUCCA